AUGGGUGGUAAUCAUCCAAUUUGGCAUCAUUUUACAAAACUUGGACCAGAUAAAGAUUACAAACAAGGACGUGCUAAAUGUGAUUAUUGUGAUUAUAAAUGCAAUGAAUCAGUUAUAAGAUCCGAAGGAUAUUUAAAAGUAUGUGAUAAAGCUAGUUUAGAAAUUAAACAAUUAUACUUUGGGUCUACAUUUCAAGAACCAGAAAAAAAAAACUUACUAGUUAGUACAAGCAGACAAAGAAAUUCAA
Dentiscutata heterogama is the source of this 247-nucleotide messenger RNA. Lineage: Eukaryota; Fungi; Glomeromycota; Glomeromycetes; Diversisporales; Gigasporaceae. The record is from the annotation of a GenBank genome assembly.